AUGAAGGAGCUGCAAGCGAUCAACAGAGACCAUGUCCACCAGGCCUUGGAAGCUAAACAUGGAGCAAUAAUCACAAAGCCUGGUAAGGGUCGCAAGAUCGAAGAACCUAAGGAGUGGCGUGCCUGGUCUAAGAUGUAUCCAUGGGAAAGGGAGUUGGCAUUUGAUACGCUGAAGAAGGCGAAGAGGGCAUAUGAAAGAGGAGAGGUUCAACGGCAAUUUGAGAAUAACCGUGGGGAAAUCAUCUCACUCAUCGACGACGAGCCCAAGGAUGGCGCCCAGUCCAAGUCACAGAAGCGUGCAGUAUCCAUCAUCGAAGACAAUAGUUCCAAUGAUGACAUGCUAAAGCCAAAAGUCAACAGAGAGGGCAACGGCGAGCCGAAAGUAAAGGAUGAACCGAUCGACAUUAACGGUCCGCCAGCCAAGAAAGUCAAAAAAGUGCAGAACUCUGCUCCAGCUGACAACUGUUCUGAUGAUGAGGGACUGAGGAAGAAGAGAGAAAGGAUGAAAAAGUUGGCUGAAGAAAUUGAUGCUGAGGAGCGCCUGGGGAGAAUGAAGCGCGAGCAUCGGGCUCUGGAAGCAGAGAUUGAGGCUGAGGAGAAACCGAAGAAGAACAGCAGGCAGUAG
Messenger RNA from Cadophora gregata, 624 nucleotides. RefSeq lists its product as uncharacterized. The record is from RefSeq and is a predicted model, not a curated record. NCBI's taxonomy places the organism in Eukaryota, Fungi, Ascomycota, Leotiomycetes, Helotiales, Ploettnerulaceae. The coding region runs from base 1 to 624 and encodes 207 amino acids. The transcript has 2 exons.